Molecule: messenger RNA, 966 nt
Organism: Candidula unifasciata
Lineage: Eukaryota; Metazoa; Mollusca; Gastropoda; Stylommatophora; Geomitridae
Source: the annotation of a GenBank genome assembly
AUGUUCAAACUUGCAGUCUUCGCGCUGGCUCUAGCUUUGGCAUCAGCCAACCUUGACGCUAACUGGCUGAUCUACAAGAAAACUCAUAAGAAAAGCUACGACGAAAGAGAAGACGCUGUCCGUCACCUCAUCUGGAAAACCAAUCUCCAGAAGAUUGAGCAGCACAAUGAGCUCUACGCCCAGGGGCUGUCCAGUUACUCCAUGGGGGAGAAUCAUUUAACGGACAUGACAAAUGAGGAAGUAAACAGGAUGAUGAACGGCUUGAAGAUCAACAAAAAGCUGAAUCCUGGCAACUACACGUCUGGACUUUACAAAGACAGCCUUCCUGAUGCAGUCGACUGGCGUGACAAGAACGUGGUUACAAAGGUGAAAGAUCAGGGCCAGUGCGGUUCAUGUUGGGCUUUUUCAGCAACUGGAGCUAUAGAAGGUGCUCACGCCAUAGCCACCAAUCAGCUGGUCAGCCUGUCAGAAGAAAACCUUAAGGACUGCGCAAGUAAAGAUGGGUGCAACGGGGAUUCGAUGGAUAACGCUUUUAAUUACGUAAUCAGCAACAAGGGAAUUGAUACAGAGGAUGCCUAUCCAUACGUUGAUCAGGACGAGCCCUGCUCGUUUAAACCCGACAGUGUUGGAGCCACUAUCACAUCAGUCACAGACAUUACCUCUGGCAGUGAAGACGAGCUUCAAAAGGCUGUAGCCGAGAAAGGUCCCGUCAGUGUUGGCAUCGACGCUAGCCAUCCAUCAUUCCAAGCUUACAAAAGCGGUAUCUACGACGAACCUGACUGCAACAGCACGAAUAUUGAUCAUGGAGUAUUGGUGGUUGGCUAUGGUAGCCAAGAUGGCAAGGAUUAUUGGAUCGUUAAGAACAGCUGGGGUGAAAACUUUGGCCAACAAGGUUAUAUUCUGAUGUCAAGAAAUAAGAACAACCAGUGUGGAAUUGCAUCUGAUGCCAGCUACCCCGUCGUUUAA